AUGAUGAACACAGACAUGGCGGUGGAGCAAGAGCGCAAGCUCAACACCUUGAUAUGGCUCAUGUUUAUCUUGUGUGUCUUACUGUUGGUUGCCAACUUGUUGAAGGCGUUCCAUCUUUGCACGGCGCCUUCGGUUAUGGUACGUUUUUGUUUAUAUUAGACUUGAUAGCUAUGGGUUUUUGCUUAUAUUGGACUUGACGUCUAUAGAUUGUUGUGCGUAUUAGGCUUGAUAUCCAUGGUUUUUGUUCAUAUUAUUAUCCUUGUUAUCUAUAGCUUUAGCUUUUUUAGGAUUUGUACGGGUUUCAAAAGUUUUGUCGUCAAUUUACACAGUUUUUCACGGUCAAAAACGACAUUUCUUUUUUUGAGCUUUUGUAAGAGAGAUAUAGAAGAAUUUUAGACUUUACAUGUAUACAUAUAGUGUUAUAUGUAUUUUUUGGAUAGUAUAGAGAUAUCUAGCCAUUUUUAGGGUAAAAGGCGUUCGAGUUCAAAGAGCAGGAAGAAGGUACGCGCCAGGAAGCACAGAAAAGGCAAAACUUCGAAAGGAAAAUCGAAAUCUGGCAAGUCGGUAGGUUUUUAGGUGUCAAUGAUUGGUAAUUUGAAGUUUUUAAAUUUGCUGAGAAGAGUAGUUUGAAUAUUACCUACACCCACAUUUUUUAGAGCAAAAAGUCAAAAUCGACCAGUUCAACCAAGUCUUCGACCAAGAGCAAGAGCUCCAAAUCAAAGUCCAAGAGCUCCAAGUCAGACAAGGGCUCACGAUCGAAGAAGCGAAGCAAGAGCAAGGAACAGUUAGAUUUGGAACGCCUUCCAGCCACAACUCCGCCCUACUACAAGAAACAAAAGGACAAGUACGAUGAAUUGGCCAAUCUUCCCGCCACAACUCCACCGUACAAGAAGCCAGCCGAUGAGUCGGACAGUGCGGACGAGCUGGCCAAGCUUCCUGCCACUACUCCACCAUAUCAGAAGCCGGCUGUGGAGAGGGACGAAGCGGCCGAACAGAGGGAGCGUUUGGCUAAGCUACCGGCCACUACUCCACCGUAUCAGGUACUGGACGAAGCAGCUCAACAGAGGGAGCGUUUGGCCAAGCUACCAGUCACAACUCCGCCAUAUCAAGUGGACGAAACUGCUCAACAGCGGGAGCGUUUAGCGAAGCUUCCUGUGACAACUCCACCCUAUCAGGUAUUGGAUGAAGCGACUGAAAGAAACAAUCGUCUGGCCAAGCUUCCUGUGACGACUCCACCGUAUCAAGUGGACGAAGCAGCUCGACAACGAGCUCGUUUGGCCAAGCUACCAGUGACCACUCCACCGUAUCAAGUGGACGAAGCGGCAUUACAGAGAGCUCGCUUGGCGAAGCUUCUUGUGACGACCCCACCGUAUCUAGUGGACGAAGCAGCUCUACAACGAGCUCGUUUAGCCAAGCUUCCUGUAACUACCCCACCAUACCAGGUACUGGACGAAGCGGCUCAACAGAGGGAGCGUUUGGCCAAGUUACCAGUCACUACGCCGCCGUAUCAAGUGGACGAAGCGGCUCUACAGAGAGCUCGUUUGGCUAAGCUACCAACCAAAACUCCACCGUAUCUGCCAGCGGCCGAAAAGGAGGAAAAGUCAUCAGAAAGCAAUGAAUCCAAGCCCAAAAAGGACAGUUCAGCCGAGACAAAGUCCAGUAAGACCGACUUGUCCAGCCUUUCCACCACAACACCGCCCCAGCAGAAGGGAUCGUCAGAUGAAAAGACGAGCGGAAGCAAGGGAUCGAAGCCCAAAAAGAAGAAGAAGAAGAAGUGCAGCAAGUGGGAUCAACGUCAACAGAAGAGGGAAAAGAAUCGCCUGAAGGCGGAAAGGAAGAAGGCGGCUUUGGCUAAACUCUCGGCCAAAACUCCACCUCAGCCAGUGGAACCGAAGUCGAACGAGGAGAAGUCGUCUGAAGGCAAAGAUGACAAGCAUGUCAAGAUUGUGGCUAAAGGUAGGGGUUUUGAUUUUUUUUUGGUUUUUGCGUACUUUAUAGUACUACUUUGCUAUUUUUAGUAUUGUACUGAUAUUUUUUGAUACUGGUUUAAUGGGAAUUGGUAGUACUAUUGAUAGUACUGUUAUGACAAUUUUGGUUUUUUUCGAAGUUUUAUGGCACUGCUGUGUCAUUUUUAGUACUGAUUUGAUAUUUUUUGGUUCUGGUUAGACAGGACAUAGUAGUACUAUUUAUGGUACUGUACUGAUUUUUUGGUACAAUUUGUGCUAUUUGGGUACUUUAUUGUUACUUUAUGUUACUGUCUUGGCCUUUUAUGGUACUGCAGUACUCUCUUUAUAUAAGCAACCCGAAGGGACCGACAUUUUGUGUUUACUAUAAGGGGUGUUGUCUUUACAGAGAUAUUUUUGAGAGCAAAUUCACUUGGCGGGGCCAAAUUCCUUGUUUACUGUAAGGAGCUUUAAGUAUUUUACAGGGGCUUCGUGAUACUUUUUUGGUACUGCUUUUGCUUUUUGAGUACUUUACCAGUACUUUAUGAUGCUGCUUUGGCGUUUUUUAAAAUAUUUUUGCUUUUUGAGUACCGUACUUAUCUUUUAUGGUACUUUUUUUACGUUUUUUGGUACAAUUUUGGUCUUCUGAGUACUGUACUGUUUCUUUAUGGUACUGUUUUGGCAUUUUUUUUAGUACAAUUUUUAAAAUUUUUUAACAUUUGAUUUUUUAAAAUUUUUAAUUGUAUUUUUUGAAAAAUUUUAAUUGAAAAAAUGAAAAAUGUUACCAUUUUUCAGAUCACAGCGCACCAACCACUGAGAAAUACAAUGCUGUUUCGGCGAAAUGGCCAAUGAAUAUGGAUAACAGCAAGCCGGACCCAUUUGCUCAGUCACCGCACAACAGUUCUCGUGAAGUUGGUAAGGGUUUUUUGAUUAAAUAUGAGGAUUUUUGUUAUUUUUCGAUUUGAAAAUUGAUUUUUUUUGGUUUGUAGCUACUUUUGGACCUUUAAAAAAAGUGUGUGUAUUUUUUUUGUUUUUUCUAGAUUUUUUAAACUUAAAACACACUUUAAACCCACUUAAUUCCAGCCAAGAAAGCGGAAUUCAAUAGUGUUGCGAACAGCAUGGCGGACGCGGCCUCAGCACCAGAACCCGCGGCUUCACCAAGCUCGGCACAACAAAAACCGGCCUCAGUUCAACAACUACUCGCUCCAGUACCAAAAUCACCGGCACAAACAACGGCCGUACUUAGAUCUCCCGAGCACAAGGUACCAAAUGAUCCAGCUCCAUCGGGUUCAGGCCAGCCUCGUUCUCAAUCGGAAUCCGGCCCUAAAAAGUCUGUCCCAGCCCUGGAGCUUCAGGAAUACGACCUUCGCACUGGCCGCCCUGCUUCACCGGCUAAUUUGCCAAGAUAA
Molecule: messenger RNA, 3352 nt
Organism: Bursaphelenchus okinawaensis
Lineage: Eukaryota; Metazoa; Nematoda; Chromadorea; Rhabditida; Aphelenchoididae
Source: the annotation of a GenBank genome assembly